GGUACCAUUCGCUCAGAGUCUGGAGGCUGUAAUGAUAUUGAUGAGUGUCGUGAUGGCUCCCACAUGUGUCGUUACAACCAACUGUGUGAGAACACUGUGGGUGGGUACCGCUGUACAUGUCCGCGGGGGUACAGGACUCAAGGAGUUGGGAGACCAUGCUUGGAUAUUAAUGAGUGCCAGCAGGCAUCUAAACCAUGUGCCUAUCAAUGCCAAAAUCUGGCUGGCAGCUAUAAAUGCCUGUGCCCACCUGGGAAGCAACUUUUGGGAGAUGGGCGCUCAUGUGCAGGACUGGAGAGACUCGGGUAUAACUCAACCUUUGGAACCACAAGCGCCCAGUUCCAGCAACCUCUCACUAAUGGUCGCAUUCAUGGAA
Messenger RNA from Staurois parvus, 373 nucleotides. NCBI's taxonomy places the organism in Eukaryota, Metazoa, Chordata, Amphibia, Anura, Ranidae. The record is from the annotation of a GenBank genome assembly.